AUGCCUCCCCCAAAGGUCGACACGGAGGCCCCUCCAGUCCCCGAACCCACUCCCUCCUCCCAAACCUCCGGCAGCGACAACGGCGGGCCCCACGGACCCGCCGACAUCAAGAACUCAGCGGGCACUCCCACCGGAGCAGGCCGCGCCUCAACCGCCGCCCUCCUCCGCAACCCCCUCGUCGGCCUAACACACGAUGAGAUCCUCAAAGACGCAGACACCUUCACCGAGACAAAGGGCCUACAGGAACACCGCGAGGUAUUUCGAAAGGGCGCCCUCGUCGCGCAGGUGAUUAACCGCCCCGACGGCUUCGAGUCCGUCGCCGCCCUCGACGAGGAGGAGAAGGCUGUUCUAAGGAAGGAGGUCACGCAUCGUUGGCAUCAGCCUAUGGCGCUCUACUUUCUGUGUGCGCUUUGUGCGGGGUCGGCUAUUGUUCAGGGUAUGGAUCAGACAGCCGUCAACGGCGCCCAGGAAUUCUACUACGAGACCUUUGGUCUCCAGGACGACCCGAUAAUGCAAGGACUAGUCAACGGCGCGCCGUACCUCUGCUCCGCCCUCGUCGGGUGCUGGAGCUCCCCCGUCUUGAACAAGUACACCGGCCGCCGCGGCACAAUCUUCAUCUCGUGCUUCGUGUCCGUCGUCACCGGCUUCUGGAUGGCUGCCGCAGACAGCUGGUACAACCUCCUCAUCGCACGCUUCUUCCUCGGCUUCGCAGUCGGCGCGAAGAGCAGCACGACGCCGGUGUACUCUGCUGAGAGCACGCCCAAGACUAUCCGCGGUGCUUUGACGAUGAUGUGGCAGAUGUGGACAGCCUUUGGUAUCGCGCUGGGCUUCAUCGUGUCCGUCGCCUUCGCCAACACAGAUUUCCUCGGACCAAACACCCAAUGGCGUUGGAUGCUGGCCAGUACCUCCGUGCCGCCUCUCGUAGUUAUGGUACAGGUGUACUUUUGUCCCGAGAGUCCGCGAUGGUACAUGGAAAAAGGCAAAUACCAACAAGCCUUCCAAUCGACCCUCCGUCUACGACACCACCCGGUCCAGGCGGCCCGUGACAUGUACUACGCCCACAAGCUCCUAGAAAUCGAGACGAGAGCCCGCAGCGGCCGCAACUGGAAAGACUUCUUCACCGUUCGAAGGAACAGGCGCGCCGCGCUAUCUUCGUACUUCGUCAUGUUUAUGCAACAAUUCUGUGGUAUAAACGCAAUGAUGUACUAUUCCACAAACAUCUUCGAAACAUCCGGCUUCGACCGCAGCACAGCCCUCCUAACCUCAAUGGGAAUGGGCCUCAUCAACUGGCUCUUCGCCCUCCCAGCCUUCUACACAAUCGACACCUUUGGCCGCCGCAACCUCCUCCUCGUAACCUUCCCCUUAAUGUCCCUCUGCCUCUUCUUCACAGGCUUCUCCUUCUACAUCCCCCAAGACACCACCGCCCGCCUCGCCUGCGUGGCGACAGGGAUCUACCUCUUCGCGGCAGUCUACUCCCCCGGCGCCGGCCCCGUCCCGUUUACGUAUAGCGCCGAGGCGUUCCCCUUGCACAUCCGCGACAUUGGCAUGUCCUCCGCCACGGCCGUGACGUGGGGGUUUAAUUUCAUUAUAAGCUUCACUUGGCCGCAGAUGAUUGCUUCCUUUGGCGUCACGGGCGCGUUUAUGUGGUAUGCCUGCUGGAACAUCGUCGGGUUCGUGGUGGCGUAUUUCUUCUUGCCCGAGACCAAGAACUUGACGCUCGAGGAGCUGGAUAGCGUGUUUGAUGUUAAGAGUCGUGAUCAUGCUGGGUAUUAUGCGAGUAAGAUGCCGUGGUAUGCGAAGAAGUAUGUGCUGCGUAAGGAUGUGGAGCCGUUUCCGGCGUUGUAUGAGUUGGAUGGGGAUGAUGAGGCUGGGUAUCGUGAGGGAGGAGGAGGGCAGAAGGCGAGUGUGCGGCAUGACGAGACGGGGGUUGUUACGGGGCAAGCUACUGAGAAGUAG
Molecule: messenger RNA, 1956 nt
Organism: Colletotrichum phormii
Lineage: Eukaryota; Fungi; Ascomycota; Sordariomycetes; Glomerellales; Glomerellaceae
Exons: 8
Coding region: 1-1956 (651 amino acids)
Biological process (GO): transmembrane transport
Cellular component (GO): membrane
Molecular function (GO): transmembrane transporter activity
Source: RefSeq, a predicted model, not a curated record